CCGAACGUUGCGGGCGAAAAACGCAGCUUCAAUUCAAUUUUCCAUUAUCCAGAGAAUAUACAAAAUUUACUGAACGAUGAAACUGGCCGACCUGGAUGAACAGUACGCGCGCUUUCCGCAGAUCAAGCGAGAGGAGAUGCAGAAAUUUGUCGAUUGGAUACAUGCCCAGCCACACAUUUCCCCCCACUUUUCCGAGGGGGAGGCACUGCACUUUUUCCACGCCUGCAAAUACAGCAUGGAAAUGGCCAAGCAGGUGCUGGAUACAAAUCUCACGGCACGCACCCACCUGGACGACUUCUUUGUGAAUUUGGAUAUCGAGUCUAGUCAACUAAAAAGAGCCAUGAAAACGGUUUCCAUCGUUCCAUUGCCAGGCGCCACUCCGGAGGGUUAUCGUGUUAUAGUGGGUAAGCUGGAGGAUCUGAAUGCAUCCAAUUUCAAUUAUGCCGAUGUCAUGAAACUCUACUGCAUGGUUUUUGAUUAUUGGAUGUACGAGGAUGGCAUACAGCCGGGUCACGUGAUCGUCAUAGAUCUGAAGGGCUGCUCCUUGGGCCACGUGGCACGCAUUGGUUUGCUGCAGAUGAAGAAGUUUCUUUUCUAUUUGCAGGAAGCGGCUGCCAUACGUCUCAUCGGCUUCCAUUUCAUCAACAUUGUGCCCUUCAUGGAUAAGAUAUUGGCGCUAAUGAAUCCAUUCAUGAAAAAGGAGUUGACCAGCAUCCUCUAUUUGCACAACGAUAUCAAUGAGUUCUUUAAAUUUGUGCCGCGUGAGAUGCUGCCAAAGGACUAUGGUGGACCACUCGAAGAGACCAAAGUGUCAAGGGAUAUAUACUACAGCAAAAUGAUAGACAAUCGAAAGCAAAUACUGGAAUACGAGACGCGUCAUCAAGUCAACGAAAAGUUGAGACCGGGCAAGCCAAAGAACGCUUCCGAUCUGUUUGGCAUUGCGGGCAACUUUAAGAAAUUGGAUAUAGAUUAA
Molecule: messenger RNA, 973 nt
Organism: Drosophila hydei
Lineage: Eukaryota; Metazoa; Arthropoda; Insecta; Diptera; Drosophilidae
Product: alpha-tocopherol transfer protein-like
Exons: 5
Coding region: 77-973 (298 amino acids)
Cellular component (GO): membrane
Molecular function (GO): phosphatidylinositol bisphosphate binding
Source: RefSeq, a predicted model, not a curated record